Molecule: messenger RNA, 1861 nt
Organism: Osmia lignaria (orchard mason bee)
Lineage: Eukaryota; Metazoa; Arthropoda; Insecta; Hymenoptera; Megachilidae
Product: tubulin delta chain
Biological process (GO): microtubule-based process
Cellular component (GO): microtubule
Molecular function (GO): GTP binding; structural constituent of cytoskeleton
Source: RefSeq, a predicted model, not a curated record
UCGGGGGGAUUAGAAUACAGCCACGGUAUCCCCUGCCUGUCGUAAGAGGCGACUAAAAGGGGACACACACACACACACAGUCUCAAGCAAAAAGUAUGGCGAAGAAACAAUGUAAAAUGCAAAAAAAAUGCGCGGGGUUAGGGUAUGGUUUCCAUCUUGUAUUGAUUUUAAUAAAUUUUUAAAAAACAUGAAUCGACUAUACUCUGUCCGCAUAAAAAAAUUCCCAUUAGGGGUGCUUGGAACCCCAAAAUCAUCUGUAGUCACUGGAGCUUAUAAAUUCGUGUGGUUCCUCGUUUUUUGCAUUGUUUGUAUCAUUCUAUGGUUUGUAUUGUUUAUUGAUUGUGAUGUCACCAUAAGCUUUAUAUUGAAGCCUUCAUCUGCUAACGAUACUUGUCUAUCAUACUAGUAAAUAUAAUGCUUACAAUACAAUUUGGGCAAUGUGGAAAUCAACUAGGGCAUACAUUAUUUUCAAAAAUAUCAUCUGAUUUGGAAUGUACAAACACAGGGAUAUCAUAUAAUGCUAAUUAUCAAUAUUCAGAAGAUACAUUUAAUAAAUGGUUUAAUGGUAUAUCUAAACAUAAUAAAUGGUUACCAAGAGCAGUUCUUAUAGAUACAGAAGAGAAAGUAAUAAGCAAAAUUUAUAAAGAUAGAAGUACACCAUGGACAUAUUCAAAAGAAAGUAUCAUUUGUCAAGCUGGUGGUGGUUGUGCAAAUAAUUGGGCUUUUGGUUAUUUAAGGAAAGGACCAGAGUUAAGCAGUUUAGUUUUAGACUGUGUAAGACAAAUAUUAGAUGUAACAGACUAUUUUGACGGGUUUCUGUUACUUCUAAGUUCUGCAGGUGGAACAGGAUCUGGGAUUGGUAGCUUUAUUGCACAAACAUUAAGGGAAGAAUAUAGAACAAAACCAAUUAUUACUACAACAAUAUUACCAUUUUCCUUUGGGGAAGUAUGUACCCAAAAGUAUAAUACAUUACUGACAUUGGCAAAACUCUAUAAUCAAUGUGACAUAAAUAUUCUGAUUGAAAAUGAACAAGUACAUAAUAUAAGCACAAAUUUAUUAAAGAAAUCCAAUACAACAUUACAGGAUAUUAAUGCAAUUAUUUCAGAAAAGUUAUUAGCUAUUUUUCAACCAUUAAAUGAUACAAACAUGAAUUCAUUGUUGUCUCAGAUAGCAUCUCAUCCUUCUUAUAAAUUAGCAACAAUCAAAAGUACUCCACAUGUAUCUACAGUAUCUGCAGAAUAUGAACCUGUAUGUAACUGGAAUUCAUAUGUACAUCAUCUAAAACAAACACUUCGAAUACCCAACUUAAACAUGCAGUUAACUAAUGCUGAAUUGAAAGCACCAACUACCUCAUUUAGUAGCAGCACACAUUAUGUAUAUGCCUGUUCAGUAUCAAAUAUUUUAAUAACACGUGGACUUACAACAGAUAAUGAUUCUAUUGUCACUAGUGACUUUAAAGAGAAAAAUUUGUAUGCAAAUUGGAAUACAAUUGAUUGGUUUUCUCACUUACACCAAAAUAGAAAAAUUUUAAACCAUGAGAAAUUUCUUGCCUUAUUAACUAAUAACUCCCAAAUUUCGAAUCCUUUAGAUUUACUUUUAGAUAAAACCUGGAAUUCCUAUGUUCAUGCUGCGUUUUUACAUCAGUAUAAACAGUAUGGUUUGGAAGAAGAUGAUUUUUUACAAGCAUUUGCCCUGCUUGAAAAUGUUGUAAAAGAAUAUAAAGAAUUAGUUGCUCACAUGAACAAAUAAUAAAUUGUGGGAAAUUGUUUAUUGCUCUAAAUACAGUUAGCUACAUAAGUAAUUGAACAUGUAUGGUACUUUUUCAAUGCAGACGUUAUGACGUGUAUCUCUGUAUCUCUUA